AUCACGUCCACUUCAAGCAAGUCAAGACGUUUCUCCAUCGACGUGGAAGAGUUAUAAGAAGACUGCUACGCCUCCCACGAUCCUCAAACCUUCUGAGACCAUCGCGUGCAGCCACACCUUCAGUUCCCUCUUUACUCAUUGAGCCUUUGUUUGUUCUCGAUUCUGCACAGUCGCCCGUUCAUCAGCGUGGAACAAGACAAGAUGGUUGCGUACGCUCUCGGAUGUGUUGCAGCCUUGUUGGCUACCACCUUGGCCAGCCCAGUUCAAUACGGUGUCGACGACAAGCUGUCCGCAAACUGCACUUCGACCAGUGCCUCGUCCGUCGGCGCCAUCACUGGAUCCUCCUCCUCCUCCUCCUCCUCCUCCCUUCUCUGGACCUAUCCAUGGGGCUCUCACUCUUUGCCAUACGGCUCGGGGACCAGCUAUAACACCGGCACAUCCCCAAGCUCAUCCUCUCAAGCCUCUGGCAUCACUGCUUCCUCCGCAUCAAGCAAUGCCACCUCCUCUGGACCGUCUGUACCAUCCACAACCCAACCCAUCGUGACAAUCACAGUCAUCGUUCCGCCUUCCGGCACUGGCUCUUCGGGCUUCCCAUUCUACACCAACAGCACGACAGCCUCGCAGUUCAGCACAGGUGCCAUUUCGGCGUCUUCAAGCGCGCUUUCUGGGACCGCGGUCUCGGGUAAACCCACUGGCACCGCCCCUACUGUCUCCAGCAGUCCCAUUGUCAGCUUGCCGACUAACAACUACUCCAUUCCUUGCUCGACUGGGUAUCUGCCGUCGAGCAAGCCUUUUACUGGCACAGGCGCCACGUCUACGGUCAAUGUGGCGUUGAGUCUGCUUUCGAAGACAUCUGGGACGGGUAUCCCUGCCUCUUCAUCUCCUCAGACCUCGGGAUCUCCUGUCAAUACUUCGAACUCAACCGGUCUUGCUUCUGUGCCAUCAACUCCGAGCGGCACUGCAUCGUCGACGCCGAUCGGAACUGCACCCUUGACUCCAAGCGGCACUGCACCAGUUCACGGCACUUCGUACCCCUACUCCUCCGGCGCUCUCCCCACCCCACCCUACCCACACUCCUGGGCGUCAUACACAUGGUCUGCCGCGCCGGUGGGCACAGCAAGCAGCAGCAGUGCUCAAGUGAACGCAACGAGCUCUUCGUCGCCUGCGCAGUCGAGCUCCUCGUCUCCGGCCGAAUCAAGUUCUUCGUCCUCACCAGCGCAGUCGAGCUCCUCAUCACCCGCACAGUCGAGCUCCUCAUCACCCGCGCAAUCGAGCUCAUCGUCGGCAGCGCAGUCCAGUUCUUCAUCAUCGCCAGCCCAAUCGAGUUCCUCAUCUUCCGCAGAGGCCAGCUCGUCGUCUUCACCAGCGCAGUCGAGCUCGUCAUCUUCGCCAGUGCAGUCCAGCUCGUCAUCUUCGCCAGUGCAAUCCAGCUCCUCACCAUCUCCAACUCAGUCGAGCUCCUCGUCUCCCGCGCAGUCAAGCUCAUCGGCCUCCGUCAGCGGUGCUUCCACCCCAGCGACAACAGUCGUGACACAGACGAUUUACAUCACCUCCGUGGUGUCCAACAGCGCUCAGACUGCCUCUUCGGGGACCGCGUCAUCGAGCGGCGCGAGUAGCUCGCUCGUCUCAGCCGGCUCGACUGCAUCUUCGAGCCUAUCCACUUCGUCUUCCUCCUCCGCUUCCGCCGCAUCUUCUUCGUCGUCUUCGCCGUCGUCAUCGGCGGUCUCAGCAAGCUCCCAGUCAGCCUCAUCGCCAUACGGACCCUUCAGCAGCGGCACUUCUCUCUCCUCGUCAUCGUCAUCGGCAGCAGCAUCGUCGAGCAGCGAGGCCGGAGCGCAGAGCACAUCGGCCCCUGUCGCACCAUCUUCGUCCUCUUCUUUCUCCCCAUCUUCAUCAUCCUCCUUCUCGCCGUCUUCGUUGUCCUCCCUUUCGAUUCCGGCUUACCCUUCCUCCAGUGCGAGCGCGAGCGGGCCGGGCAGCUACGGCAGGCGUGCCGUGAAAUUGAAGACGUAGGACGGACGAGUCCUAGUCGGAGAUUGGGGCGGUGUCUCGACGAGAAUGAGGGAAGGAGUAGAUGUAUGUAGUAUUGCAUUAGAAGCAUUCUUGUGGCGAACUGUGGCAGGUUCAAGCGGCGACAUCGAGGCGGAUGUUGGGAGCAGAUAGGGGGAUAUGAUAGCA
Molecule: messenger RNA, 2178 nt
Organism: Neohortaea acidophila
Lineage: Eukaryota; Fungi; Ascomycota; Dothideomycetes; Mycosphaerellales; Teratosphaeriaceae
Exons: 2
Coding region: 202-2013 (603 amino acids)
Source: RefSeq, a predicted model, not a curated record